GUCAAAUCGGAGUCCCUAGCUCUGAGUAAACUGACUGGUUUGCAAGCAGAAUCACUUUCUUUCCUUCGUCAUCCGCAUGCAGGAAAUGGCUCUUUUCCUCAAGAAGUCGGUUUUGCUACUGCUGACUUCUACCCAUCACAGCCUUCUAAUCCGCUUACUUCACUCGAUUUAACGCAAUCCUCCAGCUUCCCACAUAAACUUGAAGCAGACCAGCCGUUUAUUCCUCAUGGUCUGGUUGAAGGCAAGCUAUGUCCAGACAAUGCCUUUUCCUUUACAGCAGGUUUCAACAGUAUGCCACCCUGCCAGAGGAAUUUGCAACCUGCCCAGUUUUUACAUAUGGCUAGUCCUACUUCGCAUCAAUUCUACUCUGAGCUAUCAGACCCUGGCCAAAUUCUUCCGCAAGGCAUCAUCCAACAUGGUCUUGAAGGGUACUCUCAAUCUGAGAGUAGAUGUGAUUUUCUUUCAUUGUCAAGGAGCCACCAAGGAUCGAGAGUGCCCACGCCUCCCACCAUCCGGCCUUUAACCGCCUGCUCUAGCUUCGACUCACGUGAUCUAGAGACAUUUGCGGAGAAAUUCAAGCAACGUCGAAUCAAAUUGGGCGUUACGCAGGCUGAUGUUGGUCGAGCGCUGGGUAGCCUCAAAUUAUCUGGUGUUGGAUGUCUGUCACAGUCUACUAUAUGUCGGUUUGAGUCACUAACAUUAUCCCACAACAAUAUGGUUGCAUUAAAGCCGAUCUUACAGGCCUGGCUUGAUGAGGCUGGAGCUGCAGCUAGUCUUCAGCAGGAACAGGAACAUCAGGUAAAGCAUUACCAUUGUCAGCAAAACCAAAGCCAAAACAAUUUGCAACUGUAUCAGAACCGAAACAACCACCAUCCUCAGCCCCAUCACUCUCACCAACAGCUAGAUUCAUCUGGGAAAGUCUUAUCCAUUGAAGGAUGCUUGGCUUGUGAGCCUGGUAUGACAUUACUUGGGAAUGGAGCUCUUUCCCUUAUUUGUAACGGACAUAAUACAAAUCAGUUAAGCAGAUCUGAUACAUCGGUGUCCUUCACCGAAAGAGCAGGUGUUCCGGUAUGCGUAGGAACGAGUAUUGGUGGCUUUGAUAAGAAACGAAAGCGUACUUCAAUCACGGAUGCCGAGAAGCGCGCCCUUGAGGCCUAUUUUAGUGUGCAGCCCAGGCCAACCAGCGAAAGGAUCGCUCAGAUUGCUGAGCGUCUCGGUCUGAAGAAGAAUGUUGUGCGCGUCUGGUUUUGUAAUCAGCGCCAGAAGCAGAAGCGCAUGAAGUUUAAGACACAAGCAGAUUCCGUUACAGUCACUUCAGGGCUAACAGCAACUUUAAUGCCAUCAGCAUCAGGUACCAGUCAUUCUUCGGUCUUGCAGCAACUUUCGAGGCAACAGCAUCGUCAGCAACUUCAACAACAAUCUUUACUGUCAAACGGCACUACUGGUAGUUUGUAUUCGACUGAGACCGGUCUCACUGCUACAUCAACGCUCCUGAUACUAGCACCAGAGGAGUCAUCACAUAGAUUUGUUUCAGUAACUUCAGGCUCAACACAGAACUCAGCCUGUAUACCAGGUCUGCGGGCAGAAUCUAAUUAUGUAAACCAGAGCCAAUAA
Protopolystoma xenopodis is the source of this 1614-nucleotide messenger RNA. The record is from the annotation of a GenBank genome assembly. NCBI's taxonomy places the organism in Eukaryota, Metazoa, Platyhelminthes, Monogenea, Polystomatidea, Polystomatidae.